AUGGGGACGAAUAUCGAAGAUGAACAACUCAUUGGGUAUCUUAUAAAUUUUGUUACUGGUAUGCCUGUUGGAUGCGAUGAAAUUCGUACUGUAGAACUGUAUAGCAACAAGAAGCCUUCUCAGUUAUUCGAUACGACUACUACUGAUCAUCAUUAUGUCUUUACUGAGUUGAAGAAAAAAGGUAAGUACUUCAACAGGGGAAUUGGUGGCAGAGGCGGCUCAUGGAGAGCAUACGGCGCAAGUGAAGACGUUGUCGACAAGAAUAGAUCAGUGAUUGGUUUCAAGAGAAGAUUCCGCUUUGAUGAAGAAAAUCAUAUCUGGAUUAUGAAAGAAUAUUGCCUUUUUGAUAGUAAACUGAAGGACUUGAGACUACGUGGUCAAAUUCGACAUGAGGGAUUUGUUGUAUGUAGCAUUAUGAGGAAGGACACUUGUUCAUCACAAUGUCAAGAAAAUCAAGAUUUGGGUCUAAUUCAAUCUGAUGACUUAAAAGAAUCAACUAUGACUGCUGUAAAACAAGAUGAGUGUUUUGUUCGACAAGAAGUUGUUGAUGAAGAAACUCUUCGCAAUGCGUAUACUCGCCCUCUGCUUGAUUCAAUGUUUAGGAACACUCCGAAACCAUAA
Molecule: messenger RNA, 621 nt
Organism: Solanum lycopersicum (tomato)
Lineage: Eukaryota; Viridiplantae; Streptophyta; Magnoliopsida; Solanales; Solanaceae
Biological process (GO): regulation of DNA-templated transcription
Molecular function (GO): DNA binding
Source: RefSeq, a predicted model, not a curated record